Messenger RNA from Adelges cooleyi (spruce gall adelgid), 1422 nucleotides. RefSeq lists its product as uncharacterized. The transcript is spliced from 9 exons. Bases 273 to 1310 code for a protein of 345 amino acids. Lineage: Eukaryota; Metazoa; Arthropoda; Insecta; Hemiptera; Adelgidae. The record is from RefSeq and is a predicted model, not a curated record.
CGAGCGGUGUAGUGACUUGUGAGACUUAAUCAUGUUCUUGUCAUCGGCCGUUAAAACGGAGCAAUUUUUUUAAAUAUUUCACUUAUCAUCAUCUUAAUAUAUUUUCCUUCGAAAUAAGAGUAGUUAAUAAAUUGUGAAUAUUAUUUGAUUAUUAUUUAUAAUUAAAAUUUUUACUAUUAAUUCAGUAAGUGUUUUUUUUUUGUUGAAAUCUACGAUCUCAGUUAUAGUUAAGUUUGAAUGUGGUCGGUCGUUUUGCAGAAUUGCAGUGCAAAAUGUUAAAAUGUUGGUUUUCGAUUCGACAACGAUCUGUGCAAAUCAUUGUCAUCGCUUUAAUCCAGAUAUGUCUACAAAAAUCGGUGAGUGGACACGGCAGACUUAUGGAACCUCCUUCUAGGAAUAGUAUGUGGCGAUUCGGUUUUCCAAAUCCGGUUGAUUACAACGACAACGAGCUUUACUGCGGAGGAUAUGCUGUCCAGUGGUCUGUAAAUGGUGGAAAAUGUGGUGUGUGUGGGGACGCUUAUAACCAACCCAAGCCUAGGCUGCACGAGGCAGGAGGUGAAUACGGUCGAGGAAUAAUCAGCAGGCAUUAUUUUUCAGGUCAGACUAUUGACGUGGAAAUCGAGUUAACGGCUAACCACAAAGGAAGAUUCGAAAUGUAUCUUUGCCCCAAUAAUAAUCCCAGAUACGAAGCUAGCCAGAGUUGCUUGGACAGGUAUCCACUAUUCGUGUCUGGAACCCGACAAGUUCGCUACAUCAUUCCUGAUGAUUCGAGAAAGAAAGAAAUUUUUAGAUACAGAGUGAGAUUACCGCCUUAUGUCACAUGCACUCAAUGCGUAGUCCAGUGGACUUAUUACACCGGUAACAUGUGGGGCACGUGUGAAAAUGGAACGGAAGGACUAGGUUGCGGUCAGCCGGAGACGUUCCGGAAUUGUGCGGAUAUCCGGAUAGUGACCAGCACAUCGGGAUUGCCCCCACAGUUUGUACACAAUCGUCCUCAUUCGGAUGCUUUUGCGUCACUUCGGACCGUCGACCUUUAUAGGAUGGGCCCACAGGUUUACUACCCACAAAUUGUCAAGGCGCAGGUCUGUGUGGCGACUCCCAAGUAUCGAGUAGUGUCAGGUAUGGAUAAAUGGUGUGAAAACAAUUGCGUUAAUUUCCCGUCAAACUGCCCGGAAGAAUAUUGCACGUGCCCUGACCAGUGCUCAGGUAUUGGAGAAAUUGAAGGAAAACCGGGAGCAGACGAAUAUUGUCAAGAUCAAUGCAUCGUGUACGGUGCCAGUUGUCCGAAAAAACGGUGCAAGUGCUAUUGAUUCGAGUUGGUGUCAUCGAUUUGUGAACAGUUCAUAAAUAAAUUCAAACUUACAUGCUCUAUUUGCCAAUAUUAAAGACAAUAAAAUAUUUUGUUUUUAAUAACAUUGCAAA